GCUGCGGGAGGGCAGGGCCACAGCUGGGCCGCCAGGGCCUGGCCAGGCCCCAGGAAAUGCCCUGCCGGGAGGGGCCCUGGGGGUGAGAGAAUUGAGGAGCUCCCUGGGCACUGGAGGGAUGGGGGUUCCCCACCACCAGGUACUCAGGGGGACCCCUCUUCACUGGGCACCGGGGGACUCUCCUUACUGGCUGCUGGGGGACCCGUCUUCACUGGACGCUGGGAUCACUACUCACUGGGCGCUGGGACCCUCCUUACUGGGCGCUGAAACUCUCCUCACUGGGUGCUGGGAUCACUACUCACUGGGCGCUGAAACUCUCCUCACUGGGCGCUGGGACCCUCCUUACUGGGCGCUGGGAUCACUCACUGGACGCUGGGAUCACUACUCACUGGGCGCUGGGACCCUCCUCACUGGGCGCUGGGAUCACUAUUCGCUGGAUGCUGGGACCUCCUCACUGGGCGCUGGGAUCACUAUUCGCUGGAUGCUGGGACCUCCUCACUGGGCGCUGGGAUCACUAUUCACUGGAUGCUGGGACCACUAUUCACUGGAUGCUGGGACCUCCUCACUGGGCGCUGGGAUCACUAUUCGCUGGAUGCUGGGACCUCCUCACUGGGCGCUGGGAUCACUACCCCCUGGGAUCUGGGACCCUUCCUGAGCAUUGGGGGCACCUCACCACUGGGUCCUGGCGUCCCUCACUGGCCUGACCGAUUCCUUCUCUCGCCCUCAGCCACCCUCAAUGCGGCCAGGAUACCUGUUCCCCCAGCCUGUGGGAAGCCCCAGCAGCUGAACCGGGUUGUGGGCGGCCAGGACAGCGACGACAGUGAGUGGCCCUGGGUCGUGAGCAUCCAGAAGAAUGGGACCCACCACUGCGCCGGCUCCCUGCUCACCAGCCGCUGGGUGAUCACCGCUGCCCACUGUUUCAAAGACAACCUGAACAAGCCGUCCCUGUUCUCUGUACUGCUGGGUGCCUGGCAGCUGGGGAACCCUGGCUCUCGGUCCCAGAAGGUGGGUGUUGCCUGGGUGCAGCCCCACCCUGUGUACUCCUGGAAGGAGGGUGCCCGUGCGGACAUCGCCCUGGUGCGUCUCGAGCACUCCAUACAGUUCUCGGAACGGGUCCUGCCCAUCUGCCUGCCUGACGCCUCUAUCCACCUCCCUCCAAACACCCACUGCUGGAUCUCAGGUUGGGGGAGCAUCCAAGAUGGAGUGCCCUUGCCCCACCCCCAGACCCUGCAGAAGCUGAAGGUUCCCAUCAUUGACUCGGAAGUCUGCAGCCGCCUGUACUGGCGGGGAGCAGGGCAGGGAGCCAUCACUGAGGACAUGUUGUGUGCUGGCUACUUGGAGGGGGAGCGGGAUGCUUGUCUGGGCGACUCCGGGGGCCCCCUCAUGUGCCAGGUGGACGGCGCCUGGCUGCUGGCCGGCAUCAUCAGCUGGGGUGAGGGCUGUGCCGAGCGCAACAGGCCCGGCGUCUACAUCAGCCUCUUAGCUUACCGCUCCUGGGUGGAGAGGAUUGUGCAAGGGGUGCAGCUCCGCGGGCGCGCGCAGGGGAGUGGGGCCCUCAGGGCACUGAGCCCAGACUCCGGGUCCGCCGCGCGCUCCUAGGGCGCAGGGGUACUCGGGGCUCGGAUCUGGAACUGGAUCUGCGGCGGCCUCGGGCAGUUUCCCCUGCUGUAAAUAGACCCAACUACCUCUGGGGGCUUCUGCAUUCCCGGCCAACUGCUGCUGCCGAAAGAAGGCCCCGCCCCGCUCCGCUCGGCUCGACGUUCCGCUCUGUGGCCUCAGGCCCCGCCCCCACGACUCCAGGCCCCGCCCCCUUGCCCCAGCACCCUUGUGUAUAUAAAUGUUAAUGAUUUUUAUAGCUAUUUGUAACCUUUCCCACAUACCUUAUUUAUUCGUCCAAUUUCAAUAAAUUAUUUAUUCUCCA
Messenger RNA from Callithrix jacchus (white-tufted-ear marmoset), 1921 nucleotides. RefSeq names its product serine protease 22 (gene PRSS22). Gene Ontology annotation, biological process: proteolysis. The record is from RefSeq and is a predicted model, not a curated record. NCBI's taxonomy places the organism in Eukaryota, Metazoa, Chordata, Mammalia, Primates, Cebidae. Gene Ontology annotation, molecular function: serine-type endopeptidase activity.